Messenger RNA from Coregonus clupeaformis (lake whitefish), 753 nucleotides. RefSeq names its product cerebellin-1-like. NCBI's taxonomy places the organism in Eukaryota, Metazoa, Chordata, Actinopteri, Salmoniformes, Salmonidae. The record is from RefSeq and is a predicted model, not a curated record. Bases 1 to 753 code for a protein of 250 amino acids. Gene Ontology annotation, molecular function: protein binding. The transcript is spliced from 4 exons.
AUGGUCCAGGUGACCGACAAUACCUGUCCCACAUUUGCAGGACACAAAGCCUGCCGCUGCCCAGCCCACAGAGGACAGACAGUGGGAGCUAUCGUACUGCUGUGGUUGCUGGGGGCCGCUCUGGCCAAUGAAUACAGCUGGAAUAGCCCUGGAGAGACUACAAAGGAUCCCAAAACAGAGAACUUGUGUCUGACGGACCAGGCCUCCUGCGGCUGCUGCCUGAUGCAAAAGCAGAUGUGGAGGAUGGAGCAGUUCUUCAACAUGAGUCUGAACGAGCUGCAGAGUGGCCUGGAGAAGGCAAAGGCCGUGCUCAACAAAGUCCGCGCUAGCCGCAGUGCCUUCUCCGUGGCCCUGACCAACACACGACGUUGCGAGGGCCCCUUCCGUGAAGCUAAGACCAUCAUUUACCAGCACGUCUUCAUCAACCUGGGCGAGGGCUACAACAACCGCACCGGCAUCUUCACUGUGCCCCGCUCCGGUGUCUACAGCCUGGCCCUGACUGUGUACAGCGACUCGGGCGCCCCCGGCGCCACCCUGGCCGCCUGCGCCAACCUGAUGGUGAACGGGCGCCAGGUGUUGAGCUGCAGCGAGCAGAACCAGCAGGACCAGGAAGACAGCACCAGCGCGGUGAUGGCCGUCCAGCUGCAGGCCGGGGACAAGUUGUCUGUCACCCUGCCCAUCGGAUGCUUCCUGUGCGACGACCAGAGCCACUACAACACCUUUACCGGCUUCCUGCUCUACGCCACCGACUAA